Molecule: messenger RNA, 2899 nt
Organism: Gigantopelta aegis
Lineage: Eukaryota; Metazoa; Mollusca; Gastropoda; Neomphalida; Peltospiridae
Product: pentatricopeptide repeat-containing protein 1, mitochondrial-like
Exons: 9
Coding region: 174-2456 (760 amino acids)
Biological process (GO): tRNA 3'-end processing
Cellular component (GO): mitochondrial matrix
Molecular function (GO): protein binding; tRNA binding
Source: RefSeq, a predicted model, not a curated record
AAAAGCACCAACAAAAGUGCGCAUGUGGAGAAUCUUUAUCACAGAAAAUGCAACAUGUCAAAAUUUCACAAGAACAAUGUUUCUGUGACCAAAUGAGGACAGUGACUAGGCCUGUAAUACGGUUUUUGAACUAGUUGAUAUACAAGAAGAAGAUCUUAUUUUCACGUCUCAUCAUGCUGUUUUAUAUAAGACCAUAUCUCACUACGUUUAGUCACAACAGGUCAUUUAAUUUAGUGAGGUUAUGUGAUUUCUGCAGGUACAUUUGUUUAUCUGUCCCAUCUUACAGUGACCAAAAUGAACUUGUUUCAAAUGUUAAAAAGAUUUCAGAGCAUGAUGAAACUGGUAACGAAAGAAAAUUGAAAAAGUUACACCACAGAAGAUUAAAAUGUCUACAAAAUGACAACUACAACUAUAAUGAUGAUCUUGCACCUGAAGACACUUUCGGAUUGCUUUCACGAACACGACCACGAAAGAGUACUUCGGUGGAUGGUAAGGAGAAGAAACAUGUUCAACUGCGUGAAAGGUUGAGUUUGCCUCUUGAAGUUCAGCGUUCCAUGGGAUCACACAGUGUACAAGAUUCAGUGGCCUUUCUUAAUGGGCAGGCAUCACUGAAGUCUUCCACAGUGCACGCUACACUGAGAUCACCUACGAUGCACGCUACAUUGAGAUCGCCUACAGUGCGGGCUACAUUGAGAUCACCUACAGUGCGGGCUAUGGUUGAUUCAGGCUCUGCAGAUGUGUUUGGCACUUUGACGAAAGAUGUGAUCAGUGAGGAAUCUAUAUCAGACAGUGAUGACAAUGAAAAUGAGAGGCACAUACCCUUGACAGGACAAAGACACUCUGCAGACUGGUAUGGUCGACAGAUAGAAAAACUAGGCAAACACUGGAAGGUCAAAGAAGCUAUUGGUAUUUUGGAGCAUGACAUGCUGGUGCAAGAUCGUGUAAUGCCUAAUUGUUAUGUGUUUUCUGUGCUUCUGGGAAUCCUGGGCAGGGCUGGUUACACCAAGAAAGCCUUCCAACUCUUUAAUAAGAUGAAAAAGAUGGGACUCAAGCCAGAAGAAACAGUAUACACAUCUCUCUUCAACGCUUGUGCUAAUUCUCCCUGGCCACAGGAUGGCUUGUCAAGGGCUCAUAAACUGUACAAUCUAAUGACUGAGCAAGGAGUGGAUCCCAACCUGAUCAACUACAAGGCAAUGAUUAAAGCGUUUGGGAUGUGUGGAGAUCUGAGGACGGCCUUUUCCAUAAUGGACCAACUGUGUCAACGUUAUCGGCCAGAUGGAGAAAGCUUCAGUUUUUUGCUUAUGGCAUGUAUUAGUGAUAAAGAUGCUGGCUUCAGUCAUGCCAUACAGGUCUGGCGAUUGAUGAAGCUUAAUCACGUACAGCCAGAUUUACCUCUCUACAACCUGCUUUUACGAGUCACCAGAGACUGCUCCUUCAACACACAGCAAGCACUGCCGAUACCUGAAGAAAGUCCAUUAUUCACAAAACAACUAGCAGCCCAUGUACAGGACGUCAGAGAUCAAAGUAUUGCUGAAUCUGACCAGAAUGUUGUUACAACAGAUGGCAAUGUAGAUCUUAAACCAACAGCAGAAGCUGAACACUUGUCAGGUAUUCAUGACGCUACCAGUGAUUCCUGGUGGCAGGUAAAGCCUGAGGAGGGAUAUCGAGCAGAUAAUACUGGUUCUGAGAGUAAUUCCCUGGUAACAGUUACGCAAAACUUGGAUGUUGGUCCGAACACUCUUGCAGACAGUUCUUCACUUAACACUGCUGAAAAUCGACUUGCAUUGCUGGGUGGCUUCCGUGGCUGGUUGAAGAGUAUGGAUGAUGAAGGUGUCCAACCUGAUGUAAAGACGUUUAUGCAGUUGUUUAAUUUCCCAUCCACUAUGGAGGCCGAAGAGGAAUUGUUGUCAUUGAUGGAGAAGUAUGGAGUUAAGCCAGACACUGACCUACUGAAUAACUUGAUACAUAAGCGAUGUAUGAGGCAAGAUUUCCAGGCUGCUCAAGAUGUUCUCCAGCUCCUACAGAAACAUGGACUGCACUCCAACAUGCGGACCUUCUGUUGUCUGGCCAUGUCAUGCAGGAAGAGGAGUGAUGGUCAGCGCCUCCUUAAGGACAUGGAGGCUGUUGGACUUGUCCCAAACAUCGAGGUCCUCGGAACGCUGAUAUAUGCAAGUAAAAUGGAUUUCCACUACAAACGUGACAUCAUCAAGCUAUGCGAAGACCUGAAUCUGAUGCCAAACAAGAAGUUUCUAGAGAACACAGAACGUAGUAUUGCAUCAGCGAAAGCAGUGUUGGUUAAAUUAGAAAGCAGUGGAACGGUGGAUAGCUACUUCAGGUCAGACUACUUCCUGUCUGGAUUUAAAGAUUUCAUGCUUUUCUACCGUCCCUGGCUCCAGAGAACAAAAAUGGAAAAACCUUCUCACCCUUGGCAAUCUUUUCAACAUGUGGAACAAUAAAUACAUUUUGACGUUUCAAACUUUAAUUCUUUGAAAACUUCUUACUGGUGUGCCAGUCUCAGCUCAAUCUUUAUAUUAGGUUUAUAGCUUCGACACAAUGUUAGUUUAUAACAUAUUAUCUUGUGAACACAGGUUGUCCAUGCCGGUUUUGGUGGUAAGGGGAGAUAAUUCUAAAAAUUGAUCAUUGUCAAAAGAAGAAAAGAGCUGGUCUUAGCACGGCACUGGAUUUCACUCAACAGUAUACAGUUAGAUGAUUAGAGUUAACUGUUAAACAUCAGUGUCGGGUAUUAUUUUCACUUUUUAAGUGAGUGCAUUGUUUAAAGUUUGCUUUUUUGUAUUGGCCAAUUCAGGAGCAUAUACGCUUGUAUUUGUAAUUUCCAUACUGAAAAUUGCAGAAUUCUGUGAAAAGCACCAAAACCUUAAAAAUAAACUAAGGAAACAUU